AUGAAUGUGAAUCAUGAAGUUACACUCCUUGUGAAUGAGAUUCACAGACUUGGCAACAAAAAUGCAGAUGGUAAAAUCAGUGUCAAAUUUAGUGUCCUUUUAAAUGAUGACAAGUUUGUCAACCUCUUUGAGGCACUCGUUGGAACACUGAAAGCAGCCAAGCGAAAGAAGAUCAUUACAUUUCAGGGUGAGCUCUUACUGCAAGGAGUUUAUGAUAAUGUUGAUAGUAUAUUACUUCACUAUUGA
Messenger RNA from Tachysurus vachellii, 246 nucleotides. RefSeq names its product costars family protein ABRACL-like. The record is from RefSeq and is a predicted model, not a curated record. Bases 1 to 246 code for a protein of 81 amino acids. The transcript is spliced from 3 exons. Gene Ontology annotation, biological process: regulation of actin filament-based process. NCBI's taxonomy places the organism in Eukaryota, Metazoa, Chordata, Actinopteri, Siluriformes, Bagridae.